AUGCGGAAACACUUGCCCAACGAAAGGCGGCAGCAACAACAGCUCUCUUUGCCAAACAAUACCGUCAAGCAGCUCAAGAAGCCUCUCGAUGCAGCUCGCAACUCAGAUACUGAUGAUGCCUACAACCCGAAAUUGAAGAAGGAUAUUCGAGCUCCUGACAAGAUGAUGGAACGCAAUGCGCUGCUUUGGUUUCUUCCGACUCCAAGCAUACAGAAGCUGAUGAACAAUGUCAUCGAGCUGCAAAGGUGGAAGUUCCUGGCCAGAUAUGGGAGACUAUCUCGCGAUCUCUGUAACGGAAGUGAAGAACGCCACAAGAACACACGAUGA
Messenger RNA from Rhinocladiella mackenziei CBS 650.93, 327 nucleotides. RefSeq lists its product as uncharacterized. NCBI's taxonomy places the organism in Eukaryota, Fungi, Ascomycota, Eurotiomycetes, Chaetothyriales, Herpotrichiellaceae. Bases 1 to 327 code for a protein of 108 amino acids. The record is from RefSeq and is a predicted model, not a curated record. The transcript has a single exon.